Molecule: messenger RNA, 687 nt
Organism: Sphenostylis stenocarpa
Lineage: Eukaryota; Viridiplantae; Streptophyta; Magnoliopsida; Fabales; Fabaceae
Source: the annotation of a GenBank genome assembly
AUGGUCCCACGUCUUGAACACGUGGCAGAGUUCUGUUUCUUGCUGAACUCAAGAGGAGGACUAGAUAUAGAAAACCAGAAACAGAAAAACCGAAACCAGAGAAGAAAGAAAGAAACUGUUCUCUCUCCUGUGUGUCUUAGUUUGCUUCGGUUUCUCGGGGUUAAAAGGAAAAUAAAGGCGAAAAGGGCAAACCCAAAUUCCCGAAGGGAAAUGGAAGAGAAUAAGCAAAAGGGUACAGCUUCUUCCUUCACUUCUGAGCUCUUUGGGUCCACCAAAGAGUUUCACCACCCUUCUUCUGCUGGGAUUUUUGGGUCCAUUUUUUCUCCUUCGUCGUCCAAGACCAAGGUCUUGGGGAGGGAAUCUCUGCGUACUGAAUGGAGUCGCAAAAUUGCCAACGAAACCUGGAGCUCCAAAAUUGGUAUUCAAGAUCAUCAUUUCUCCAAGGACAAUGGUAGCGAAACUCAGAACACAGUGAAUAAGGAUAUGCGCUCCAUCUAUCAGGAUCAGAGAGUUCAACCAUGUCACCUUAGUUCAUCAAUUUUUUAUGGUGGCCAAGACAUCUGUCCUAGUCCUCAGGGUACCCGUCACGAGGGACUAAACUCGUUGCUGUACCAGAAUGAUGUCGGAGAAGAUGAUUCAGAACUUGCUUCAAGAGGAAACUGGUGGCAAGGGUCUCUCUAUUAUUAA